ACCCAUUUUGAAUUUACGUGGAAAGCGUAAAUUGUAUCCCCCAAAGUGAGGAAUUACUGUAUCUCAAAAUGUCCUUAAAUUUGACUUUUCAUGAGCUCGAAUGCUCGAUCACAUACAUAGAUAGACACGCACACACAUUGCGUUCCAGUGCUCACCAAAUCUCACCUGUCCCACUAAUCCCAUCUCUCUCUCUCUCUCAUACAGACAUUCUCGUCCGAGUGAUGAAUCCAAGAAAACCAUAUCCGGCACCUUCCCUGAAAGUCAUCGUGUACGGCAUGCCCCUCAUCUUCCUCCUCCUCACCAUGGCCGCCAUGUUCAAGGACAAAUUCUACACCAACACCCUCACCGUCUACGCCGCCCGCGAGCAGCACUGCGAUGUCCCCAGCAGCGUCAUCGGCGAGCUGGAGCCGCUGAUCGCGGAGGAGCCGCUGGAGGUGUGGGAGGGCCUGGGCAAGGAGGAGAGCCACAUCAAAUACCUCCCCUCCAUGAUCGACCUCGCCGCCAAGCGCCGCUUCAUCUACAUCGACCUCGGCGCCCGCGACUAUGAGUCCAGCAUCGGCAGCUGGUUCGAGAAGCAGUACCCCAAGCAGAACAAGACGUUCCAGAUCUACGCGGUGGAGGCCGACGCCGCGUUCCACGGGCAGUACCAGUCGCGCCCGGGAGUGACGCUGCUGCCGUACGCGGCGUGGGUCAGGAACGAGACGGUGGUGUUCGGGAGCAAACCCAUCGUGGUGGGGAGCAAGGUGUGGCGGAUGCGGCCGUUUGGGCGGAUCGAGGGCCAGCAGGCGGCCGAGGACGGGAUGUCGGCUGUGGUGCGGGUGCCGGCCUUCGACUUCGUGGACUGGCUGCGGCGGACGGUGGCGCCGGAGGACUUCGUGGUGGUGAAGAUGGACGUGGAGGGGACGGAGAUCGCGCUGAUUAGAGAUUUGCUGCGGCGCGACGCCAUGUGCUUGAUCGACGAGCUCUUCAUGGAGUGCCACUUUGAUCGCUACGUUAAGUGCUGCUCCGGCGAGAGAAUUAAUAGGUUUAAUUUCUCGUAUUCUCAGUGUUACGAUUUGUUCAAGGAGCUCAGGGACAUGGGCUCUGUCGUGCAUCAGUGGUGGUGAGAAUCAAUUAUCUCACUUUUUUCCAAUUCUACCUCAAUUUUCAAUUUUUAUUCGUCUUACUGUUUUAUCACAGGAUUUAGAGUAAUUGCAAUAAUUUAGUUACUUCAUACUAGUAUUUACUUCGUGCAUUCUUCUCUCUCUAUAUAUAAUAAUGUGUUUGAAUUGGUUGA
Molecule: messenger RNA, 1276 nt
Organism: Salvia miltiorrhiza (redroot sage)
Lineage: Eukaryota; Viridiplantae; Streptophyta; Magnoliopsida; Lamiales; Lamiaceae
Exons: 1
Coding region: 69-1106 (345 amino acids)
Source: RefSeq, a predicted model, not a curated record